GCAGCCGACUUUGUGGUGCACACUCACUCGACGACGAUUGUGUAUUUUGUUCCUCGCAGAAAGUCUUUUUUCUGUCGUGUGUCUUUGCAGUGACAGAGUGGAGAUGAACCAGUUGGACGGAUAUUGUAGCGCGUAAAAAUUGUGGAUGGUUACUUUUGCGCAGCAACAUUUAAAGGAGUAUUUUGUCUCCAAAAGUUGCAGCACAGCACAAGAACGGGUCCGAUCCUUCUCUCCGCAAACAUACCGCCCGAAAGCAGGCUGGAAGACCACCGACUCCGGAGAACGCCGCGAUUCCGCAGAGCGCAGAUGAUCGCAACUGGUGUUUGUGGCGUCGCGCUGGUGCUGGUGUUGGUGGUUCUGAUCCCCGUCGUGGUGAACUCCGCCGGGAGCCCUGCCCGCUACGAGAUGCUCGGAUCCUGUCAAAUGGUGUGCGACUCCCACGGGACCGCAGCCACGGCCACGGCCAAAGCGACCAACCCGAUCAAAGAGAACCGUCUGGUCCAGUCGCUUCCGACGUUCAUCCAAGGUCCUCAAGGAGAGCCGGGGCGCGCCGGGAGGAUGGGUCCCAGGGGUCCGGUUGGCGAGACCGGACCACCUGGACCUGCUGGUCCUCCCGGAGAAAGAGGGGUACCGGGCCCACCGGGUCCACCCGGAGCCCCCGGAGCGAAUGGCCCCACCGGUGCCAUCAGCGCUGCCACUUACAACACAGUACCAAAGAUAGCAUUUUACGCAGGACUGAAGAAGCAGCAUGAGGGUUAUGAAGUGCUGAAAUUCGACGACGUUGUCACAAACCUGGGGAACCACUACGAUCCAUCUUCAGGAAAAUUCACCUGCUCAAUACCGGGGAUUUACUUCUUUGUUUACCAUGUGCUGAUGCGAGGCGGGGAUGGAACCAGCAUGUGGGCUGACCUCUGUAAAAACAACCAGGUGAGAGCCAGCGCCAUCGCCCAGGACGCCGACCAGAACUACGACUACGCAAGCAACAGUGUUGUCCUGCACCUGGAGCCCGGGGACGAGAUUUACAUUAAACUGGACGGCGGGAAGGCGCACGGGGGCAACAACAACAAGUACAGCACGUUCUCCGGGUUCAUGUUGUACGCUGAUUGAAACACGGAGACGCUGCGCUGUGGGAGGGGAUCCACUCUGCACAUAGCUUUUUGCUUCAUUGCUCAGUCUCGGUUCGAUGUCAGUUGGAUUAUUAGAGACAGAGCUCACCAUUUCCAUAUUGCAAACGACCCAAGGAUGAUGUGAAGGAAGGCAAGCGAAGAACAAAUGAAAGAGUAAAGGACUGUACUUAGCAAUAGUGAUGCUCUCACAGUGUAAUCACAGGAUAGGCAGAGUGAAUUUUAAUUUGUACAUCUUUGAAUUGUUCCCUUGUCAGAUUGAUUCUCGCACUUUGAAUGAACUCCCGCUUUACAAAUUCAGUUUGCUGACAUGUCAAACAUACUGUAGAUGCCGUGGUAACACAUACUGAGUGACUGUAGAUUAAAAGCUCAAUGUACUGGCCCUUUAGCAUUGAAUUGUAGAUGCUAAAAUGAUACUCACAUAAUCACCACUCUGUUCUCAGUGUUGUUAGUUCACGUGCGUGCUUUAUUCUUUCAAAACAAAUCUGUGAUAGUUGUUGCAUAUUGGGUGAAAAUGUUUAAACCUGUAGUGAUGCAUGAAUAUAACGAUUUAACAUUUGAAACUCUGAGCAGCAUAGAAACACUUGGAGAAGUUGAAAUCUGUAAAGGGCCCUUCUGAUGUUCACAUUGAAGCACUGUCUCAAAAA
Paralichthys olivaceus (Japanese flounder) is the source of this 1771-nucleotide messenger RNA. RefSeq names its product complement component 1, q subcomponent-like 3b (gene c1ql3b). Lineage: Eukaryota; Metazoa; Chordata; Actinopteri; Pleuronectiformes; Paralichthyidae. The record is from RefSeq and is a predicted model, not a curated record. Gene Ontology annotation, molecular function: protein binding.